UUUUCCUUCUUAGCCAUUCGUUAUUUCUUACGUUUCUGUUCCCUUCUAACAAAUACACCCAGCCCUUUCCCUUAACACCUGCUUUGCUCCAAUGGCCUUGUCUGUCGCUAUCCUUCCCCCAUCUCACGAUAGCGACAUGCUCAUGUCCAAGUACCAGCAUCAUCAUCAAUCGUUACCUCCUACUCCGCCAUCACCACAGCCUAUAAGCAACCGAGACGCCCACAGCCAUCGACACUCAUGGUCCCGUAAACCACAGCUAUGUGAGAUAUCCGAAGAAACCGACGACGAAAACUCAUUGAUGCAGAUGCACGAAACCACACAAUUCAUCUUGCAGGAGAUCAAGCAGUUGGCCCAAGAUGCGAUUGAAGCAGACGCUCGAGCAGAGUCGUUUCAACGGCAAUAUAUGGAAACACGAGAUGAGCUGGAUGCUCUCAAGUUGGCACAUACGAGUAUACUGCAACGGUUGCAGCAGUAUCAAGAUCAGCAGCAGCAGCAGCAACAACAGCCAUAUAAUCGUUAUCGCUACUAUCCUGCUAAGCAGCAGCAGCAGCGCUAUGUAAAUCUAUAUAAGCAGCAACCAUCCUCAUUAUCCUCUACUUCUUCUUCUACCACUGCCUCUACUACGCUAAAAACCGCAUUCUCGAAAAAGAAGAAACUCUCUUCAUCACUUCCAAGCAAACUUAUCCGCUUUCUGGGAUUGAGCCGUAAAUAA
Messenger RNA from Zychaea mexicana, 712 nucleotides. RefSeq lists its product as uncharacterized. Bases 92 to 712 code for a protein of 206 amino acids. The transcript is spliced from 2 exons. Lineage: Eukaryota; Fungi; Mucoromycota; Mucoromycetes; Mucorales; Lichtheimiaceae. The record is from RefSeq and is a predicted model, not a curated record.